AUGACCAAUAAAAUAAAAUUCAUUAUUAACACAUCAGUUGAAUAUUUUGGGGCGAAUGUGUCUAGCUUUGAACAGGACGAACACAUAGCGGCCAUACUAGAGUUUCUGGAAAAUGACGAACUUACCGUUAUUGCAGCUGUGCAUAAUAAAUCCGAGGGAAAAAUUCAAUUUCACCAUCGCAUACCAAAUGAUGAAGUGUGUCUGCUGUUUUAUAAAAUACCGCAAAUUGGAAGCACUGGCAAAGCAUUAGAUAAUCAACCGAUUGGCAUUUUAACGUUAGAAGGUGGUUUGGUUAAGUCUAUCUACAAUUCGGUUUCCCGCGUAUUCUCACCGAAGUCAGCAAUAAGAAAAACUGAGUACAGUAGCGAGUUAAGUGGUCUACUAGAGAAUUUACAUGCUUCACUUGGCUCAACGUUGGGAUUACCGCAGAGUGGUGUUUUAUCAAUCGACGAUGAGAUCAGAUAUUGGAAACAAAAACUUAAUCAGAAGUCUAAUUCUCGUAUUGAUAGAGAAAUGUCUCAGAUAUUUAUUGGUCUACUCGAAAGAAUUGAAAAUCAAAUGAGUUCUAUAGAUAACAGUAACAAUAGUACAGGACUUGAAGAAUUUCUUGAUAAUGCACAUGACAAUUUAGACGAACUUUGGCGUUUGCCAUAUCAGUAUCCACAAAAUCGUAUGGCAGAUGUUUUGGACAUAAUUGGUAUUCGACUACUUGAGAUUUGUAUUGAACAACUUCCCGUGGAUGAAAUUUGGAAUUUCAAUUCGAACUAUAUCAACAACUCUAUGAGUAAAUGCAUUGAUACUGUUGAUGCUUGGAUACAAUUGUGCGAUUCUUUGACACGUCUUUUCUGGCCAAAUUAUGUACAACAUCCUUGGAUUGGAGAACCGCAUGUACCCAAACAAGGUGAACUUUUCAAGGAACGUUUGUCUGAAAUACGAAAUAUCAAAAAUCUCUACAAACAAAUUGCUACUCUCUUGGAUAGUAAUGAAAUACAACUGAUGUUUAACGCAAAUUCACCGUUUAAACUUAUAAAUAUAUUUGAUACAACCUCGCUUGGUCAAACCAAAUGGAAUAAAGCAUUACAACACUUCGAACAUAUUCUCCAACCUAUUGAUGAGCGCAUAGCAAACGCUAUUAAAGCCCAGUUAUACAAUCAUUUAAGUAAUCCCAGGCAAAUUAUUUUCAUAUUUUCCAAAUAUGAAACGCUUAUACAAAGACCGACAGUAUUGGAGUUACUAACAAUAGAGCGUGAACAGUUUUUGCAAUCUUUGCAAAUUUUAUUACAAGAUUUGCGUAAAGCAAUGAGUGACACCAAUAUGGAACCAGAUACUGGACAUUUAUCCGUCAUAUGUAAUGAAUGUCGCUGGCUGAAAAUUGUACAAUAUCAAAUAAACGAAAUUGAAAAAGUCAGCCAUUUGAUAAGUGGGCGUGAAGGUUAUGAGCAGAUAAUUAAGGCUGUGCAGGAAAUCAAAGAAGAAACGGAAUCAUUGCUGCGUACAAAUUUCGAGAUAUGGAGUGGUCAGUGUAUUACAGCUGUUAAAAGUGGUGAUUUAAAAUUACGUGACGAUCAACCAGUGGUAAAGUUUGAAAAAGAAGGUCGCCAACUAAUGCGUGUUACAUUCAACCCAAAAUUAGUCACAUUCAUACAAGACGUGCGGGAAUUUGAAAAUCUUGGCUAUAAUGUACCAUCAGAAUUACGUUCCACAGCUACUCAUGCCGGAAAAUUUAUUUGUUAUGCUCGACGUCUACAGCAGAUUGCGACGUUUCAUAAUACGAUCGGUGAUCGCAUGAUUCCCUGUCAACGUCCGAUAAUGUUAAAGAAUGCAAUGGAUCUGUCGAAGCUAGUACAAAGUGAAACAGUUGCAUGGAAUGAUGAAGAGUCUGUACUGCGCUAUGUUGACAUGUUACAAACAGCUGUUUCGAAGCUCUCUUCCGAUAAUUCGCUUUUAGUAGGUUACCAUGAACAAGCUAAACGAACUGUUAUUAAGCUUAUGAAUACCGAUCUUCUAACACAAAAUCAAAUUUGGAAAGAUGAGAUGAGGCAUUUGCGUGAAUUAGUUGCAUCAUUAGAGCGUCAAGGUUAUACCAAUUUGGAUGCAUUUAAGCUACAUUGGGAUUAUCAAUUGUAUAAAGUAUUAGAAUUUCAAUAUAUAUUAGGUCUAGCAGAUAUGAAUAAUAAGUUACCCGACAUACAUGUUGAUAUUCUUUUUCGACAGCGUCAGCUGUGCUUCCGACCACCAGAGGAAGAAAUUCGAGAAAAAUAUUUUACACAAUUGCGUCGGUUUAUUGAGAGACCAUGUAGCUUUCGUGGACUAUCAGAAAAAAGUAGUGAUUUAUAUAAAUCCAUGGUGGAAUUAAAUAGCCAUCGCUUCGGUCCACUCUACGAAAGGGCACAGGAAUUAUUUCAAAAGUUGGAGCAGUUUAAAAACAUUUGGUUACCAUGGGUAGCUCUAGGUUGUGUUGAUGUGGAAGAACUAUGUAGCAUACAUCUGAAUACAUCUGAAGACUACGAUCGCAAUUUUCGAGCUUCCAAGGCACUUAGUCAAAAUAUUGCAAAAUUACAAAACAAUGAGGAAACUAUUGACUGUAUUGUUAUUAACAUUUCACCAUUGAGAUCCGACAUGGAAGUCAUAAGUCGACGCUAUACGGAAGCUCUUUCGAAUUCACUACGUACAUCGAUUUUAAAUGACAUUGCCGUGGUGCAAGAGUUUCUGCAGAACUCUUUACAAUUUCUACAAAAUGUUCCGAUGGAUGAGGCUUCGAUUUCAGAUUCGGGAAUGAAAUAUGAAAAAAUGAUGACAGAAUUACCACAGAUUUCUGAAACCUUAACUUCAGUUAGACGUAAAGAUACUUGUCUAGCAGGUUGGUGCAAAGAGCGUGUUUCGUCACUAGCCGGUAUUUUACUACAGUAUGAGAAGCUACAGCCAUUAAUAGAAAAUCAUGCAGUUAUACUACAACGUCAAGUUGAUAUAAUCAAAAAUCAAGCCCAAAAUCAUAUGCAAAAUCUGCAAAAUGAAGCUGAAAAGUCAUUUUUACGUUGGGAGUCUACGCUAUUAGAAUUGGAAGCUAACGAAGAUGCUACAUUGGAGGUGUUUAAAGAGCGUUUGGAGAAUUGGCAACAAAUUCAAGCGAAAAAGACUCAAAUUCUGGAGGAAUGUGCUAAAUUUAAUAUGGAGUUUCCGGCGGAUAUUUUAAGAUAUUUCAGUGAUAUUGAUGAAAAAAUGCAAUCACAAUCUAAAAAAUGGGAACUCUAUGAUAGUUACUUAAGUGAGCUUAACGCCAUUACUCAAGAAGAAUGGGCUAUUUUUCGUCGACGUCCAUACGUGUUAAAUGAAUUUAUAAGCAAAUGGGAGGGCUCUGUUCACUCUUCAAUAGACAUGCCCUCCAAACGUAUAAGACAACAUGUGGAUCGUCUGAGAGAAGUAAUGCCAAUACUGCAGCAAUUGCAAUCAGAUGCACUCAAUGAACGUCAUUGGGCUCGCAUAUUUAUGUUGUUAAAGGAAACUGAACCGAAACCAAUGCAUAAUAUGCUUUUAAGUGACAUUUUAAGAAAUUACAAUUCCUUACAACAAGCAGCCACAGAAAUUUCUAAUAUUUUAAAGCAGGCAUCCUCUGAACAAAUCGUACGUCAAGCGCUUACUGAACUGGAUCAAUGGUCAAUUACUGCUACACUGAAACUCAUUAAUCAUAAAGACUCUGCGGGUAAUAGUCUGUCAUUGAUUAAAGAUUUUCAAGAUGUUCUCAACAAAAUUGGUGACAAUCAAUCUUUGCUGCAGUCGGCAAAAAAUUCAGCUGCUUUUGAUGCCUUCUCCGAUCAAGCCACUCUGUGGGAAAGUCGUCUAAGCACCUUGGACGUUUUGUUGACAAGCCUGAAUCAGUCACAACGACGUUGGGUUUACUUGGAACCGGUUUUUGGUGAUGGUACACUCAAAAAUGAGGAAGCCUUAUUUAAGCGCAUUGAUAAGGACUUCAGAUUUGUGAUGCGUGAAAUCAAUUCCGAUUCGAGAGUGGUUUCUCUACUUAAAAUUAAUAACAUUACGGCAACUGUGAAUUUCUUGGAAACACAACUCACAAAAUGUCAAAAUAAUUUACUUUUCUAUAUACAAGAAAAACGUAAUUCAUUUCCACGAUUUUACUUUCUUGGAGACGAUGAUUUAUUAGAAAUUUUGGGCCAAGCUUCAAAAGAUGCCACAAUUAUACAAAAACAUAUUAAUAAAUUAUUUCCCGGUUGUCAUUGUUUGGGCAUUACACAGAAUGGCAACGGCACACAUAUUAUACAAUCUGUCCAGAGUGCUGAGGGAGAUAUAGUAACUCUAGAGCAAUCUGUUGAAAUGACUGGAUCGAUUGAGGUUUGGCUCAACAAUCUGGUUAUUGCCAUACAUAACACCCUUAGGAACGAUAUUGUGGAGUGCGCAACUAUGACGAGUGAAUAUUUUAACGAAAGCGUACUACAAAAAUAUCCAAUACAGGUGCUGUCGACAACGAGAGCCAUAAACUUCACAAAGCAAACAGAAAAAUCCAUUCCAGCCAUGUCGCUGCAAAAACUGCACCAGAGCCUAAACGCUGAAAUAACGUCAUAUGCAAAGCUGAAAAAUCAAACAGACAACGCAUUAUUGCAGAUGAAACUGCGUGCGUUACUCUUCGAUUUGGUUCACUAUGCCACAAUUAUUGAGGAGCUUAUUCAGCACAAUGUUGUGCACGUCGGCGAUUGGCAUUGGCUAAGUCAGCUGAAGUUCUAUUUGGCGGGCAAAGAUAGACGGGUAGUAACAAUACGCGUUGUCUAUGCGGAAUUUGAGUAUUCGUAUGAAUUUCUUGGUAAUCCUAAUAAGUUGGUUAGCACGAGUCUUACGCAAAAAUGUUAUCUGAUAUUAACGCAAGCCAUGCACAUGGGUUUGGGUGGAAAUCCUUUCGGACCAGCUGGUACUGGUAAAACGGAAUGCGUGAAGGCUCUGGGUGCCAUACUGGGUAGAUUGGUUUUAGUUUUCAAUUGUGAUGAGAAUGUGGAUACCGAAUCGAUGGUCUUGAUUCUAACCGGGUUGGCUCGUUGCGGCGCUUGGGGCUGUUUUGAUGAGUUCAACCGUCUGAAGGAGGCAACACUCUCAGCUAUUUCAAUGCUGAUUCAACCGAUACAGACUGCAUUAAAGGAUAAAGCUGAAGUAGUGCAAAUUGCUGAGAAAAAUAUAAAACUCAACCACCAUUGCGGUAUUUUCGUAACUCUUAAUCCGGCUGGAAUUGAAUAUGGCGGCCGUCAAAAGUUGCCGGGCAGUAUACAAGCACUAUUUCGGCCGAUUGUCAUGCAACAGCCUGAACCCAGCGAAAUAUCCCGUGUUAUGCUUUUUGUGGAAGGUUUUCAACAGGCGACCGAAAUUGCUGAACGCAUCGUUGAACUUUUUGAUCUUUGCGCCAAAAUGCUUUCCGUACAGCGUCACUACGACUGGGGACUGCGUGAAUUGAAAACUGUUUUGUUGGCUUGUGGCGAAGGUUACCGUUACCGUAAGCGUUUGAUUAAAAAAAACAAUAAAGCAACUAAAGGCGUUACAGAAAUGUUAGUUGUUGUCCAAUGCAUACGCACGGCAACAAUGUCGAAAUUGGCAUUGCAUGAUGUGGCACGCUUUGAUAUGUUGUUACAAAAUGUUUUUCCGGAAAUUGAAAUUGGAGCCAAGCAUAAGUCCACACUGCAGCACAGUCUUAGUGAUGCGUUUGUGUCACUUGGCCUUUGUGCUAAUGAUAUGCAAAUCGAGAAAGCAAUACAAUUGCACGAACAGCUUGCCAAGCGUAUGGGUGUUGUAGUUGUUGGUCCGCCUGGCUGUGGUAAAUCCACAAUAAUUGCAUUGUUGCGUCAAGCAAUGACCAAUGUAACUAUGACAUCGUCGCAAUCAUCGUCAUCAACACCAUCUAACAGUUCACAAAUAAGUAUUCACACCAUUAGUCCAAAAUCUAUGAAUCGCAUACAACUAUUAGGUUGCCUGGACGCUGAUACGCGGCAAUGGACCGAUGGUGUGUUGACCAACACAGCUGUACUUGUCAAUGCUGAACCAAAGUAUAAACACUCAUGGAUUGUAUGUGAUGGCAGCAUUGAUCCGGAAUGGAUUGAGGCACUUAACUCAGUGUUAGACGAUAACAAAUUAUUAACACUUCCAUCUGGUUGGCGCAUACAAUUUGGAAACAAUGUCAAUUUCAUAUUUGAGACGGAUGAUGUGCAGCAUGCUUCGCCGGCUACAAUAUCCCGCAUGGGUAUAGUUAAUAUGAGUAUGGAAGAUUUUCCACAAAAAGAAAGUUUGGCCACUCAACUGGAGAAGGAAGAAUUUGGUGGUAUGUUGCAAAGCUUUUUGAAUGAUAACUUUGAACCAGCUUUCAAGUGGCUAGAAAAGGAAUAUUUACAGUGAGUAAAGACCAAAGCAAAUAUAUUUCGAAUAUUGUAAUUAACAUAUUUACAAAAUAGUUCAAUACCAGCUUUAAGUAAAUCUAGCGUAUUACGCGCACUUUGGUUACAAAUCCAACAUGAAACCAUUCAUGGUCGUGAUGAGUUCUGUAUAACACUUUGCCAUGCACUCUUUGGUUAUUUACCACCGGAGAGACACAAUGAAUUGGCAAAUGUGAUUUUUUCAAAUGCUAAUAUUUACGUACCAAAUCCAAAUCGCGCUGAAUUAGCAUAUUUCGAUGUACAGCGCAAUGCAAUCGAGUUUUAUAAGUCAGACCCUAACGACAUGGAUAUCAGCAACGGCACUAGUACGAUACAGCGUGAGGAGCAACUCAUACAAACUGCAGCCAUGAAAUCUUAUUUGCAUAUUUUACAUACCUACUUGGAGGCAACCAUGAAUAUGCCAUUUUUAAUCGUAGGUCCCACAGGGUCAGCAAAGACUUUGCUGUUGCAGCAUGCAGUACAAGAACACUCAGGUUACGAUUUGGUAUUGAUAAAUUGUUCGGCGCAAUUGACAUCCAAACACAUAAUGCAUAGUCUUAAACAAAACUGCACAGUUGUUAGUGGACUUCGCGGACGUGAAUACAAACCGAAACAAAUGCGACUUAUUUUGUUUUUGAAAAAUUUGGAUUUAUGCCAUUUGGAUUGUUAUGGAGCAAGUGAAGUUGUUGAAUUCUUAUUACAACUGGUACAACGCAACGGUUUCUAUGCGGAGAAUCUGGAAUGGAUCAGUGUAAAGGGCCUACAGAUAUGUGGCUCCAUAUCACAAACAAAUACAAAUGCUAAUUUAUUGAAAAUUGCUUCACGUUUCUUGGCCAUAAAUCAAUUUCUACGUGUCAACUAUCCAACCGAUACAGAUAUGCUAAAUAUAGUACAAAGUCGUUUGGAACCAAUAUUGUCAACGAAUCAAUUCAAGGCAGCUGCUGUUAAUGUGCAAUUUGUUGUUGAGUGUUUGAUGGAGUUUUAUAAUAAGUUUCAAAUGACAUUUAAUCCAGGCACACAAGGUUAUAACCACUAUCAAAUCAGUCCAAAACUUAUUAUGAAAGUAUUGAAUGCAUUGAGGUAUUACCCUGAAAAUAGUUUUAACGAGGCACUUUAUUGUGAAAUUGUAUCAGUAUUUAAAGACCGGUUAGCUACUGCGGAAGAUGCAGAAUCCUUUGAUGGUAUCGUCAAACAAACAAUGCGCAAAUUUUAUGGAAAAGAGAAAGUAUUCUUUAUUCCAAGCUCCAUAAAACAUGAUACUAAACUAAACGCUUUGCAACAUGAUGAAUGGCUAGAAGAAUUACAAAAACAAAUCAGUAUUUGCAAUGCUGAACGCUUUGUAAUAGAUGUGCCUAUUACCAAGGAACUUUUGGAUCAAACGGCUAAAAUUGCACGCCUACUAGCACGUAAUGAAACACAUUUAAUAUUAUUAGGUGAACCUGGCGGUAGACACUUGCAUGCAUUGCAUAUAGCAGCCACCUUACAGCAGUGCAAAGUACAAGUCCUACAAGGAGGCAAUGGUUAUAGCUUGAAUGAUUUUUAUAAUGAUCUCAAAAUGGCCAUACAAGCUGCUGCAUUGGACGAUCAAUGUACAUGUCUGUUGUUAGAGCAUUGUUGGAUUAGUUAUUUGCCGGAUGUUAUGAAGCCCAUAGAAUCAAUUAUAGAAGGCAGUGAAAUUCUGGAUUUGUUUGGCGAAGACUUGGAGUCGAUAGCAAGUACACUAAAGCCUGCAGCACAAUUGGAGGGUCAUCAGGACUCUAUGAGUGCUUAUUUUUUGAAAAGAGCAAAAAGAAAUUUACAUUUGAUAAUUUCACUUAAUGCCAGAAGUCCUGAGAACAAUAAUUAUUUUGAAAAAUACCCAAGUUUAUAUCGAAACAUGGAGUUUUUGUAUAUACGCACUGCAUCACAGGAAACCGAAAGUAUGCUACCAAAGAAGUACAUUGAAAUGUUAAGUGACACUGAUGCUAGCAAGGAGAAGGAGAAGGUACCCGUCUCAUCUUAUUUUGCGGACGCACUAGAAACUCUAAUACCAACACAAGCACCGCAAAGAUACUACCAACUUAUACGCUCCUACUAUCAUAUUUAUAGCAACAGUUCCCAGGACAUACGUAAACGUUUGGAUAAAUUACAGAAUGGCGUAAACAAACUGGCAAGCGCACAUGCUGUGGUUGACACAUUGAAAUCGAAUGCCAUUAAGCAGGAAGAGGCUUUGGCUGAAAAACGUAAACUAGCCAACGACGCAUUGGAGAUGAUAUCGUCUACGAUGCGUAACGCAAAUGAACAGAAGUCGAAUAUGUUGGAACUAAAGAAACAGACACAGGUGAGCAGUGAUAAGCUAAAAGAGCGCCAAAAAGAAAUACAACAGGAACUUAGCGAGGUAGAGCCUAUACUAGCAGAAGCUAGUGCAGCAGUUGGACAAAUUAAAUCGGAAGCAUUGAGCGAAAUACGUUCACUGCGUGCACCACCUGAAGCCAUACGCGAUAUACUCGAAGGCGUGCUGCGUUUAAUGGGCACACGCGAUACAUCCUGGAACAGCAUGAAAACAUUCUUAGCUAAACGUGGUGUAAAAGAAGACAUACGUUCAUUUGAUCCAGCAAGAAUCAGCGCUGAAAACUGUGAUGCUGUCGAGAAAUUGUUACAAACAAAAGCCGAAUCAUUUGAUAUGAAAAAUGCGAAGAGAGCUUCCGCAGCAGCGGCUCCGCUUGCAGCCUGGGUUAAAGCUAGUGUACGUUAUUCGAGAGUCAUACAAAGCAUCAAACCCUUGGAACGUGAACAAAAUGAAUUGCAACGCAAUUUGGAUGUAGCGGAAAAUGAACUGCAAUCACUAAUGACUGGUCUGGAUGAUGUUGAUAAUCGCGUCAAGCAGUUGUCACUGAAGUUGAAUGCAUAUACGCAGGAAGCGGCUGUGCUGGAAUUAAAAUUAGAAGAAGCACGCAAUACAUUAGGUGCGGCACAAAUACUAGUCGAAAAGUUGAGCUCAGAAUUUCACACUUGGAGCAACCAAAUGAGUGAAUACAAGCAAGCACACAAAACACUGGACACAAAAUCCUUGCUAAUCGCUUUAACUGUCAACUACCUAUCACACAUGCCUUUGGAUCUAAGAGUUGUUCACAUAGGUCAGUUGAGCAGCGAACUGGAGCUCUCACAACCAUUUGAGGUGCGUAAAAAUCUUCUAAGUGAACAAGAACAAAUUAUAUGGGAGAGCAUGGGUCUGUCGCGUGAUGCACAAAUAAUUGAAAACGCUGCCUUAUUGAGGCAAAUGCUUGAACUACCAUUUGGUAGCUACCCCACACCACUAGUGUUAGAUCCCACACAAACUGCAGUGAAUUGGUUGGAGGAGUAUUUACGUUCCAAACAAAGGUCCUUUGAAAUAACAACACAAAAUUCAGACCAUUUAACUUAUACACUGGAGCUGGCAGUACGUUUUGGCAAAAUACUUGUAGUACAAGAUUGUCAAGAUCUCCGUCCACCACUUAUGCAAUUAUUAGAUGGCAGCAUUUACGUGAAAUUCAAUAAAAAACAAUUACAAGUUGGAACGAAAAUGGUGGAUCUACAUGAACAAUUUCAGUUGAUACUAGUGACCAAGGGCAGCAAGUUGGAUUUGCCCACCGAAAUAAACACACACUUGACUUGCAUACCAUUUACUGUGACCGCGAUUGGACUAGCUGAUCAGUUGAUGUCUAAAGCUAUCAUACUGAAAAAUCCAGAAUUAGAAAAGAAACGCAUAGAGCUAUUGAAGAACGAAGGUGUCUUAUUGAAGCAGCGUAUCGAUCUGGAGGACAAGCUGUUGGAAGAACUUUCUAAUGCACAAGGCGAUGUACUGAAAAAUGAGAAACUUUUAGAGACACUCAACAAAGUCAAGGAGAGCAGCAGUUUCAUUGACAAAUCACUGAAAGAAAGUGCACUUGUUAAGGAGACUCUAUUGGCAGAGUACACACAGCUCCAAGAGCUAUGCACGAAGGCAGCACAAUUUUAUGUGGGACUGACAACAUUCUACGAAUUAUCGGCAUUAGUUUAUAUAAAAUUAUUUUUACGCAUUUUGAGUUCGUACGAAACCAAAACUAGUCAACACGAACAGAAGGCCUAUGAACAGCUGGUGCGUGUUACUUUUCAGUACUUGGCGCGUUCCACCAUGCGGUCAGGUCAUUUGACACUGGCGUUGUAUAUUUGCCGGACCGCUUUUGCUGAUCACAUAUCUGUGACAGAAUGGGAAUUAUUUGUAACGAAUUUUAUGUCAAGCGCAGACGCCAGCAUUGUGAGUUUAAAUACUAGCAAAAUGCAGUUGCCCGAUUGCUUUACCAAGGAAGCGUCUAUUAAAUUACAAAUAUUAUUUGCACAAACUCCGGACUUGGAGAAUCAAAUGCAGUUGCAUAAGGUAACUGCUUGGAAAAGUUACAUCAACGAGCAGCAAUCAAAAGAUUUACCAGGUAUUCAGUCCACAUUUCAUCGCGUUUUAUUAACACAAAUUUUACGUCCCGAUUUACUAACACACCAAAUAAGACAAAUGGUAACUGAAAUUUUGGGCAUAUCAACCGAUGCCAUAUCACAACCCACAAUAGAACAAAUUGUCGAAGAAUCUAGCGCUGAUAAGCCCAUACUUGUGAUAACACCUACUGAAAAUGAUCCGGCCAAUGAAAUAAGAAGUGUAGCGAUUAGAAAACUAGGCAAGGAAAAAUACAAUGAAAUAUCCAUAGGCAAAGGCAUGGAACGGCGUGCACUAGAAGCAAUACGCUUAGCAGCGGAAACUGGCAAAUGGAUUUGCAUAAAAAACGUGCACUUGGUACCACAAUGGUUAACAGCACUAGAGCGUGAUUUGGAUGCAAUGAAAAAGGUGGAUACAUUUCGUUUAUGGUUGAUAUGCGAAACAACAGUGGGACUUAAUGAGUCACUUAUGUAUAAAUAUCUGAAGGUACUCUAUGAAUUUCCAAGUGGCUUGAAACAGAAAGUGCGUCGUAUGAUGCAAAAUUAUGCAGCCAGUGAACAACGUAAUAGUGUUAAGGAUCCGAAGUUGUUGAAAAUAAGAAUUGUUAUGUUCAUUGCAAUGGCUGUGCUGCAGGAGCGGCGUCUCUUCAUACCACAGGGUUGGUCAAAAUACUAUGAAUUUGGCGAAGCUGAUCUGAAAGCGGCAUUAGAAGUACUUUCGUGGUUGGAUGGUAUGACAGCAAACGGACGUUGCGAUUGGAAUAUCUUGCAGCGCUUGUGCGAGAGCAUAGCGUUUGGUGGACGCAUCAAUAAUGCUAGAGAUUUACAAGUACUGCAACGUUAUUUAUUUGAAUUUUGCAAUGCAGACGUGUUAAGUAGUCGUUGGAGUCCGUUACGUAUGAAUUUUACAAUUCCGACAACAAUGCAAUUGCAGGAUUACAUGAAUGCAAUAGAGAAAUUUCCAGAUAGUGAUGAACCGGAAAUAUAUAAAUUAUCCAAAAAUUCAAAUGUCAAUCGUGAACUGGAACAUGCAAAGGAAGUAAUCAGGGUGUUGCGACGUGCGUACUAUGAACGUGAACAUGUAAAUGGCGUUGUGGGCAUUUCGAGUGAUCCAAUAACAACUAAAACAACCGGUGUUGAACAUAAGCUGGAGAAGCAAAUCAAGCCGAUUUUAACGCUGUGGAGAAAAUUAGCAGGCAAAUGCAACGUCGUCCAAACGGCCAAGGAGCAAGAAAGUUUGGUGGAAACGAGUGUAAGUGGUCAAACGCCAUGGACCCUUUUCGUGUUAAGCGAAUUGAAAAUUGCUGCCAAGUGCUUUCAAGAAGUACACAACACACUAACAACAAUUUACACCUGGCUAAAGGAGACGCAAGGACAGUUGAAUGCAGCCAAUAUAGAGGAGAGCCUACUAAAGACUUUGGCGGAGAAUCAGACACCAAUUGGCUGGCUGAAACUGUGGUCUGGUCCACAAACCACACUGGACUACAUAAAGGCAAUUGUCUUGCGCGCACAGGCGGCGGAGGCGCGCUGUCGCCAUGAAAUGCAGUUGGAGUUCUGUCAGGAGAUUGAUUUCCUCAAAGUGUUCAAUUGUCAAACGUUCUUGUCUUGCUUGAAAUUGCUAAAUUCACAAAAACUGCGCAAAUCCUGUAAAGAUUUGGAGCUAACGUCGAGCGUCACAAUUACAAGCGCCGACGUCGACUGCGCACACAACGUCAAAAUUGCACCGCUUAAGUUGGAUGGAGCUGCUUUCAGUUUUGGAAGAUUAAUAACUGGAGCCGCGUUAAAUGAUCGCACACAAAAACUUGAAGACUUCUCACCUGUUAUACAAAUCACUUACAAACCGAAAGUAAAGCGAGAAAAAUCUGCUAAAUCUCUGAACUCGACGAAUAUCAGUAUUCCACUUUAUACGAAUGUGAAUCGCAAUAAUUUGAUUUGUGAACUGGAAGUCCCGACAUCGGAAAGCGGUGAUACUGUUUUACUCUCCGGAGCAGCUCUAAUUGUGCCAGACUAUUAAAUGGAUUAUCAGUGAAGUUGAAAAUGGCAUACUAGC
Molecule: messenger RNA, 12873 nt
Organism: Teleopsis dalmanni
Lineage: Eukaryota; Metazoa; Arthropoda; Insecta; Diptera; Diopsidae
Gene: btv
Product: cytoplasmic dynein 2 heavy chain 1
Exons: 34
Biological process (GO): microtubule-based movement
Cellular component (GO): dynein complex
Molecular function (GO): dynein intermediate chain binding; minus-end-directed microtubule motor activity; ATP binding
Source: RefSeq, a predicted model, not a curated record